Nothobranchius furzeri (turquoise killifish) is the source of this 5078-nucleotide messenger RNA. NCBI's taxonomy places the organism in Eukaryota, Metazoa, Chordata, Actinopteri, Cyprinodontiformes, Nothobranchiidae. The record is from RefSeq and is a predicted model, not a curated record.
UAAAAUGAACUAGUUCAUUUCUUAGUUCAUUAUUUAAAAAAAUUGAACUAAGUUCCCUGAAAACAAAGUAGUUCAUUGGUAGAUUUUUCUGUUUGAAUCAAUCAUAAACAGUUGCUAACAUAUUUUUGUCCAAUACCAGAUAAGGUUUAUUAUAAAAGUUUGUGUUCGUUUUUCGUAGUAUGUUAAUUGGGUUAGGCGUAAUCAGUAUUUAUUACUUCAGCCUAACCCUUUCGGUCAUGUUGCACAUGUAAAUUAGAAUUUUUUUGUUUUUUUUUUUUGUUCGGCGUUUAAUGGAGUGUAAUAAUCGAAUAAACUAAACUUCACACUGUGCAACAGGAAGCACCUGAGCUCAAUCUGAGCUUCAUGGCAAAGGCUGUGAAUAUUUAAGUGAAUUCAUAUAAAUUUGUAAAACGUUCCCAAAGACUUUUUUUAUGUUUUCUUUACGGGGUGUUGUAGAAAAAGUUGUAGAAAAUAUAAAUGAAAUCCAGUUUUGAAAGGUUGUGACUUAACAAAAUGUGUAAAACGUGAACACUUCCUGUUUGCUCUGUAGCCCACACCUAAGGCGUGAAGCUCUGUGACACCUGCCCACACAGUUUCCAUCUGAGUUUGGGGGUCGACUAUAAAAGGAGGUAUGGGAAGAGGCCCGAGACUCCUCAGACCCUUCUUUAACACAACCAUGAUACACCCAGGCUCCAUCGUUUACGCCCUGGUGUUGGUCACAGUCACUGUGACAGGAGCUACUGAGAGUGGUAUAGUAGGAGGUCGAGUUGCAAUGCCGCACUCCAGACCCUACAUGGCAUCCCUCCAUUAUCAAGGGCAGCAUCCGUGUGGCGGGAUCCUCAUUCGGAAGGACUUUGUUCUGACUGCAGCCCACUGCAAAUAUCAAGAUAACAUGGUUGUGGUUCUUGGAGCACAUAACAUCAGCGAUAAGGAGAAAAUGCAGCAAAGGAUUGAAGUUGCAAAGUACUAUAAGUAUCCAGAUUACACUGGAGGGUUUGACUAUGACAUCAUGCUUCUCAAGGUAAAAACACUUAGUUUUCUAUCUUUUAUUUUCUCACUUAUGUUGAAUUUGCUUAAAUCUUACAAAAUUAAGCUGAAAUAAAAUAAGUUUUCAUUUUUAACACGUUUGUUUAGGUAUGGGUGGUGAUGUAAAACAUUUACCUUACACCUCUGAUGCUUUGUUAAACGUCACAUCUCAACUUACAGUCAGGUCCAUAAAUAAUGGGACAUUGACACAAUUCUAACAUUUUUGGCUCUAUACAAUGGAUUUGAAAUGAAACAACCAGAAUGUGCUAUAACUGCAGAGUUACAGCUUUAAUUUGAGGAUAUUUAAAUCAGGUGAACUCAGGUGAAUUCAGGUGAACGAUGUAGACAACAGUUUACAUAAGUGCCUUCCACUUGUUAAGGGACCAAAGUAAUGGGACAGAAUAAUCAUAAAUCAAACCUUUUCUUUUUAAUACUUGGUUGAAAAUCCUUUGAAGUCAAUUACAGGCUGAGGUCUGGACCACAUACACCACCAGAUGCUGGGUUUCAUCCUUGGUGACGCUCUGCCAGACCUACUGCAACUGUCUUGACUGAAGGCUUGUUCUUGGGGCCUUUUCAAUUCAAUUCAAUUCAAAAAUACUUUAUUAAUCCCAGAGGGAAUUUGAUUGCUGUAGUAGAUCAGAAUAAUAAUAAUAAUCAAGUCAUCAAAAAGUUAUUGUAUAUUACAAUGGCUGUUGGCAGGAAGGGUCUCCAGUAGCGGUCAGUGUUGCAGCGAAACUGAAGAAGCCUCUGACUGAAGACAAUCUUCCGUUGUCGGACAGUCUUGUGAAGAGAAUGCUCAGGGCUGUCCAUCAUUUUCUUGAUUGUAAUUGUAAUGGAAAAUAGUAGAGUAAUGUGGGCUAAAUAAAUUGCUUUAAAAGCUAUUUAUUUCUAUUCUCAUUACUUGUGACCAGUAGCUGUAAUACUCUAUUACUUAUAGAAUAUCACCUUGCUUGGUCUUAGGAUGAUUAAUUAGAAGGUUCUAGGAUUCUUUUAAUUGUUAAGGGAUCGUUAACACUUCGUUCAUGAUUCAAGAACCAGUCAGUGUUUGUAAACAAAUAAGAAUUUAUUUUAAAAACAAAGACUUGACAAAUGGUUUAAACUAUUAUCCUGUGAGUGGAUGGAACUAAAAGAUGGGUGUCUGAAAACUUUGUGUGAAUAUGAGAUGAUGAAUCAGAAUCUACGUAUCUUCAGAGAGGUGCGCUCUGGAUAAAAUAAUUUGGUUUGCAGACAAGCUAGCUGUUAUUUAUCAAACUGCAUACAGACGCUAUCUGUGUGUCUACAUUACCGUAGAGGCACCCUCUUGGUGGAUCCGAAAGUCAGAGUGGUCAGAUUACCGCUGGCACCGGAGGGCUGUAGAGUACCGAGGUGCCAUGUUUUCAGUCCUAGAGAUGUGUCGGGUCACGACAGAUGGAUGGAAACCACGCGUCUUAAAAUAACUCUGUAGGAAUUUUGCUAAAUCAGCUUUGUUCUGCAGGAAAACUAUCUUGUUGUUCAGCUUCACAGGUGCGGAAAAGGUUUAAGGUUUUGGCAGCGUGUCAAAAUCCUUUCUGGGUUAAAGAUCUGCUAGAGAUGGCCAGUCUCCAGCUUGCUCUCAACUGACGAGAAAGCAGAGCGGCUGGCUUAUAUACCGGCUGUUAUCUAUUACCAAACUUACCAAGAAUCUCAGAAACACACGGUCUGAGACGCAGCGUCUCUGAGUCCAGGGACUAGGUUUGUUAUGUGUCAUGCGUUCUUCAUUUUAGCCUUACUUCUUGUCUGGUGUAAUGACGACCUCAUCCUGUAAACAUUACUAAAACAUUGAGCACAUUAAUUAGACAUUUCAUUGCUUAUAAUUCUACAUAACAAAAGUUCAUUCAAUUAAUAUUUUGAAUUAUAAGGAUUACUUUUAAUUAUGAAAUCUUCUUUCUUCUGGGAAUAAAGAUUUAUCUAAAACAGUUCUCUUGUGAAAGGCCUUGGGGAAAGGAAUGCUACUGUUCAUGUUUAUUAUCUGAUGAAGCUGCGCUCAGCUGAUGAAGUCAUCUGAUUAAAAUGCUGAGCUGUGCAGACUCACAGACUCCUGACGAGGGAAGAUACAGCAGAACAUGUAGCAGCCAGGGUUAUCUGCUCUGGCUGCAUACGACCUGUGGGAUCUUUAAAAUCAGGCCAUUUGGUGACGUUACACUCUGGAGAAUCCUUCUUUGCAUUAUCUCCUCCAGUGGUUCCACAGUCGUCCCCAGAACAGAACCAGCCUUUGUUAUUGGCUGUUGAGCCUUUCCAGGUCCCUGCUUCUGAUGCUGCUACCCCAGCAGACGAUGGCUGAAGAGAUUACACUCUCAACAACUGACUUGUAGAAGAUCUUCUCUUCAGUUUUGUGUUCAGCAAGUGAAAUGCAUGCUCAAUCGGAUUCAAGUCAGGCGAUUGACUUGGCCAUUGCAUAGCAUUCCACUUCUUUGCCUUAAAAACUUUUUGGUUGCCUUUGAAGUAUGCUUUGGGCCGUUGUCUAUUUGCACUUGAAAAUGCCGUCCAAUAAGUUCUGAAGAAUUUGGCUGAAAAUGAGCAGAUAAUAUUGCCUGAAACACUUCAAAAUUCAUUCUACUGCUUUUGUCAGCAGUCACAUGAUCAAUAAAUACAAGAGAACCAGUUCCAUUGGCAGCUACACAUGCCAACUUCAAGACACUGCCACCAUGUAUCCCUGAAGAGGUGGUAUGCUUUCCUUCUCCAUACUCUUCUCUUACCAUCUCGCUGGUAUAUUUUGGUCUCAUCUAGGAUGUUGUUCCAGAACUGUGAAGGCUUGUUUAGAUAACGUUUGGCAAACUCCAAUCUGGCCUUCCUGUUUUUGAAACUCACUAAUGGUUUACAUGUUGUGGUGAACACUGAAUGCAUUCUGGUGAAGUGUUCUCUUGAUUGUUGACUUUGACACACAUACAGUACGCCUACCUCCUGGAGAAUGUUCUUGAUCGGGGUAAGGAUUCUUCGGUCAUUUAUUUUUUGCGAUCUUCCAGGUCUUUUGGUGUUGCUCACCAGCAUGCUCCUUUUUUUUAAAGAAGGUUCUAAAUAAUUGUUCCAAGCACUACCAGAACAGCGGCUUCCUUUUCAAUUUUCAAGAAAAUCCUGAAGACCCUGCUCUUCAGAGAGCAUCUUCUUAACUAACACCUUGCCUGCACCCGUCCCCCCUCUCUACUGUCCACUCCUUGUUCCCUCGUCUCCAUGACUGAUGUCAAUGUUGUUGUUGUUGUUAGCCUCAAGGGCAAAAUGCCGAUUAUCACUUGUAAGUCGCUUUGGACAAAAGCGUCUGCUAAAUACAUAAACAUGAACAUAAUUGUUGUGGCCACUUCUAGUGUUUUUGCUAUGUCUCUGGAUUAGUUUUGUUUUUUCAGCCCAACAAUGAGACUUGCUUCUCUAAUAGUGACAACUCUUUGGAUCUCAUCUUGAGCGUCGACAACAACUGGUUCCAAAUGCAAGUAGCACACCUGAAAUGAACUAUGGACCUUUUAUUUGCACAUUGUAAGUAGGAUGACGAAGGAAUAUAACACGGCUGUUGGCCAUGGAACAGCUGAGAAGCCAACUGUCCCAUUACUUUUGGUCCCUUAACAAGUGGGAGGCACAUAUGCAAACUGUGGUGAUUCCUACACCGUUCACCUGAUUUGUAAUGUAAAUAACCUCAAAUUAAAGCUGCCAGUCUGUAGUUAUAGCACACCCUGUUUGUUUCAUUUCAAAUCCAUUGUGGUUGUCAAGAGCCAAAAAUGUUAGAAUUGUGUCGAUGUGCCAAUAAUAAAUAUGCACUUGACUGUACCUUAGUAGGAAUCACAAAUAUUAAUCGGGUUUUAAGCUAACUUGUGUUGUUUUGUUACAGCUAAAAACCAAGGCCACGCUGAAUAAGUACGUCAAAACCAUUGACCUACCAAAGAAAGAUAGAAGCUUCCCAGCUAAUGUUAAGUGUGCUGUAGCAGGCUGGGGCAAAACUGGAUCCACAGUAACUAACUCAAAGGUUCUCAGGGAAACCACGGAGAAAACACAAUCAAGCCCUGAGUGCAAAAAGGUUAGGGGAGAGUAUUUCUCUGAGGAUGAUUUGC